Aspergillus tubingensis is the source of this 1575-nucleotide messenger RNA. Its product is annotated as MFS multidrug transporter. Lineage: Eukaryota; Fungi; Ascomycota; Eurotiomycetes; Eurotiales; Aspergillaceae. The transcript has 5 exons. Gene Ontology annotation, molecular function: transmembrane transporter activity. The record is from RefSeq and is a predicted model, not a curated record. Bases 1 to 1575 code for a protein of 524 amino acids. Gene Ontology annotation, biological process: transmembrane transport.
AUGAACGAACUACAUAUAGUCCCCUGUGACUAUAAAUCGGCAGACGAAGAAGAUAUCACAGGAGGCCCGUCGAAAGCAAAGCACGUCGGUCAGACUCAGGACAUGGACGAAUAUCUGCUGAAGAAUGACCUGGAGUUCACGCCAGAUGGACAAUAUGUCCGGUGGGCAAAAGGCAACAAGAAGCAUCCCCGCAACUGGAGUGCAACACGCAAGGUGUAUGAUAUUGGGUUGAUCUUUCUACUGGAUCUCUUUGUAACCGCUACGAGUACUGCUGGUACAUCGGCGGCUUCAGAGGCCCAAAAUGAAUACCAUAUUGGAAAUACCCUGUGCACAUUCUGCUUCGUGACAUUAUUCCUCAUGGGGCAGGUUGUUGGUGCGAUUGUCUUCCCUCCGUGGUCCGAGUGCUUUGGACGCAAAAAACUAUAUUUUAUCAGCAGCACCGGUAGUGCGUUAUGUUGCCUGAUCAUCGGACUCGUUCAUUCUUUGGUCGCCGUGGUUAUUUGUCGCAUCGUCGGAGGGUUCUUGAGUGCUAUCCCAUACACUGUUGGCAGCGGCAGCAAUGAGGACAUGUUCAACUCGCGAUCUCGGAUCUGGACCACCUUUCUCUGGACCAUUGCCUCGAACGUCGGUCUCCUAAUUGGCCCAAUUAUCAGCAUCCUUGUUGUUGAAAAUCUACAUUGGCGCUGGGUAUUUUACAUAUACACGAUCAUCCUCGCUGUCAUGAGCGCGUUCUUUCUCCUCAUCCGGGAAUCACGUCCUGCCCUGCUCCUGGCCCAAGAGGUCUCACGCAUCCGCCACGAAACGGGCCACGACAGCCUACAGCCUCUGACCCACGACCACUCCCCUGACCUCCGCACCUUCAUCAAAGCCUCGCUGUUCCGACCGCUGCAGCUCUUCUUCGGUGAGCUUCUCAUAUUUACCAUGGCCAUGAUGAUCGCCUUCUCCUUCGCCUUGGUCUAUAUCUUCACCGAGGCUCUCCAGCCCAUCUAUGAGUCCAUGAACUUCACACCAUCAGCUGCCGCUUUGCCUUUCCUCGCCGUAGGUGUUGGUGUUUGUUUCAGCACUUUCACUCGCAUUAUCGACUUUCGAAUCAUCGACGCCAAACACGCAGCCUCUCAACCCGUCAAACCAGAAGAUAAACUCACCGGACUGGCCAUCGGGGCCCCUGCUUUUGCGAUUGGGCUGUGGUGGUUCGCCUGGACCAUUCCCCCGAAGGCAGAGGAUAUCCAUUGGAUGGUACCUACGGUAUCUCUCGUGUUAAUUGGAUACGCAUUGAACGAAUUCGAUACUGUGUUAUAUGGAUAUCUAGCAGAUAGCUAUCUGAGCUAUUCGGCUAGUGGCACGGCGGCGGUGCAGCUGGUCCGGGCCGGGAUGUCGGGGGCCUUCCCAUUGUUUACGCGACAGAUGUUUGAUGGGCUGGGGGCGAAUGUUGCGGCUUCGUUGUUGGCAGCGUUGGCCACGGUGUUCUGCAGUGUGCCGUUGUUGUUUCUGUUCUAUGGAGAGCGGAUCCGUGCGAAGAGCCGAUUUGCGAAGCAUAGUUUGGAGGUUCAGGAGCAAUUUGUCAAACAAGGUUGA